AUGUCCGAAGCUGGCGGGGCCGGGCCGGGCGGCGGCGGGGCAGGAGCCGGGGCGGGGGCCGGGCCCGGGGCGCUACCCCCGCAGCCCCCCGCGCCGCCGCCCGCGCCCCCGCAGGGCUCCCCGUGCGCCGCCGCCGGGGGCUCGGGCGCCUGCGGACCGGCGACGGCAGUGGCGGCGGCGGGCACGGCCGAAGGACCGGGAGGCGGCGGCUCGGCCCGGAUCGCCGUGAAGAAGGCGCAGCUGCGCUCCGCUCCGCGGGCCAAGAAACUGGAGAAACUCGGAGUGUACUCCGCUUGCAAGGCCGAGGAGUCUUGUAAAUGUAACGGCUGGAAAAAUCCCAACCCCUCUCCUACUCCCCCUAGGGCUGACCUGCAGCAAAUAAUUGUCAGUCUAACGGAAUCCUGUCGGAGUUGUAGCCAUGCUCUAGCUGCUCAUGUUUCCCACCUGGAGAAUGUGUCAGAGGAAGAAAUGAACAGACUCCUGGGAAUAGUGUUGGAUGUGGAAUAUCUCUUUACUUGUGUCCACAAGGAAGAAGAUGCAGAUACCAAACAAGUUUAUUUCUACCUUUUCAAGCUCUUGAGAAAGUCUAUUUUACACAGAGGAAAACCUGUGGUUGAAGGUUCUUUGGAGAAGAAACCCCCAUUUGAAAAACCUAGUAUUGAACAGGGUGUGAAUAACUUUGUACAGUAUAAAUUUAGUCAUCUACCAUCAAAAGAAAGACAAACAAUAGUUGAGCUGGCAAAAAUGUUCCUAAACCGCAUCAACUAUUGGCAUCUGGAGGCACCAUCUCAACGAAGACUGCGAUCUCCAAAUGAUGAUAUUUCUGGAUACAAAGAGAACUACACAAGGUGGCUGUGUUAUUGCAAUGUGCCACAGUUCUGUGAUAGUCUACCUCGGUACGAAACCACCCAGGUGUUUGGGAGAACAUUGCUUCGCUCAGUCUUCACCGUUAUGAGGCGACAACUCCUGGAACAAGCAAGACAGGAAAAAGACAAACUGCCUCUUGAGAAACGAACGCUAAUCCUCACCCAUUUCCCAAAGUUUCUAUCCAUGUUAGAAGAAGAAGUUUAUAGUCAAAACUCUCCCAUCUGGGAUCAGGAUUUUCUCUCAGCCUCUUGCAGGACCAGCCAACUAGGAAUUCAGACAGUUAUCAAUCCACCUCCUGUGGCUGGGACCAUUUCAUACAACUCAAACUCAUCUUCUCUUGAGCAGCUGAAUGGAGGGAGCACCAGCCCUGCCUGCAAAGCCUCUUCUGGGCUUGAGGUAAACCCAGGAGAAAAGAGGAAGCUGAAUGACUCUCACCCUCUGGAGGAGGCCAAGAAACCCCGUGUUACCGGGGAUAUUCCGAUGGAAUUGAUCAACGAGGUCAUGUCUACCAUCACAGACCCUGCAGCGAUGCUGGGACCAGAGACCAAUUUUCUGUCAGCCCAUUCGGCAAGGGAUGAAGCAGCAAGGCUAGAAGAACGCAGAGGUGUGAUUGAAUUUCACGUAGUCGGCAAUUCCCUGAACCAGAAACCCAACAAGAAGAUCCUGAUGUGGCUGGUUGGCCUACAGAACGUGUUCUCCCAUCAGCUGCCUCGAAUGCCAAAAGAGUACAUCACGCGGCUUGUCUUUGACCCGAAACACAAAACCCUCGCUUUAAUUAAAGAUGGCCGCGUUAUUGGUGGUAUCUGUUUCCGUAUGUUCCCAUCCCAAGGAUUUACAGAGAUUGUUUUCUGUGCUGUAACCUCAAAUGAGCAAGUCAAGGGCUAUGGAACACACCUGAUGAAUCACUUGAAAGAAUAUCAUAUAAAACAUGACAUCUUGAACUUCCUCACAUAUGCAGAUGAAUAUGCAAUUGGGUACUUCAAGAAACAGGGUUUUUCCAAAGAAAUUAAAAUACCUAAAACCAAAUAUGUUGGCUACAUCAAGGAUUAUGAAGGAGCCACUUUAAUGGGAUGUGAGCUAAAUCCACGGAUCCCAUACACAGAAUUUUCUGUCAUCAUUAAAAAACAGAAGGAGAUAAUUAAAAAGCUGAUAGAAAGAAAACAAGCCCAGAUUCGAAAAGUCUACCCUGGACUUUCAUGUUUUAAAGAUGGAGUUCGACAGAUUCCUAUAGAAAGCAUUCCUGGAAUUAGAGAGACAGGCUGGAAACCAAGUGGAAAAGAGAAAAGUAAAGAGCCCAAAGACCCUGACCAGCUUUACAGCACACUCAAGAGCAUCCUCCAGCAGGUGAAGAGCCAUCAAAGCGCUUGGCCCUUCAUGGAACCUGUGAAGAGAACAGAAGCUCCGGGAUAUUAUGAAGUGAUAAGGUUCCCCAUGGAUCUGAAAACCAUGAGCGAACGCCUCAAGAAUAGGUACUACGUGUCUAAGAAAUUAUUCAUGGCAGACUUACAGCGAGUCUUUACCAAUUGCAAAGAGUACAACCCCCCUGAGAGUGAAUACUACAAAUGUGCCAAUAUCCUGGAGAAAUUUUUCUUCAGUAAAAUUAAGGAAGCUGGAUUAAUUGACAAGUGAUUUUUUUUUUUUUUCCUCUGCUUCUAGAUACUCAUCAAGCAGUGUGCCUAAAGCAAAGGUGGUUUAGUUUUACAAAGAAUUGGACAUAAUGUACUGAACUAAAUGUAAUAAUUAGCACUUUUGAAAAACAAAAACCUCCUCUUAGCUUUUCAGAUAUGUAUUUAAAUUGAAGUCAUAGAACAUUUUUAUUUUAUGGAAUAGAUUUCGAUCUAUUUGCUACUAUUAAUGUAAAUUUUCUACGGCAUCGUCCAUUAGCCGAAUAUUCAAUAAUCAUCUGGGGUUUCCUCAAAACCUGUGUCUGAGGAAAUUGCACAUAGUACCAAGAUUUGGGGAAAUCCAGAAAAAUUUUCAGACCGUGAAUGUUUUCUUUCUUUUUUUUUUUUCUAAUGGAGUAUGAGAGUUUAUUUUUAUUGUUUUCUGAAGGACUUUAAGGAAGGGAUCCAUGAUAAAAAAAAAGAAACCCGAAAAAGGUGAUCUGAUGUUUGAUGUCUCAUCGUAGACUUUUUAUAUAUAUUUUUUAAAAAACACUGAGCUAGAUGAGGUGCUUUGAGCAGUUCUGAAAAAAUGCAGUUCUGAAAAAGCAACUGCUUUGAUUCCUAAGGAAGAGAUUCUAAGUAACGCAAACUUUUUAUAAGCAUCUGGUUUUUUGAUAGUUCUGUCUACCUAAAACAAACUUGUGAGUGCAUAACCACUAUUUUAAUAAUUAUUUUCUCUACCAAGUGUGUAAUGUCAUAUUUGACUUUGCUUAUGCAGGACAUAAGUUCCAAAAGGUCAUUUCCAGGGUCAUAAAGGCAUACACUUGAAAAAACUUGAGACUGAAUCUAUAUGCUUUAAUAGGAAAAAAAAAAUUGUUAUUUGUAGAUAUAAAAUCUGGUGAAUUCUAGUUCUUAUGAACAAAGUUUUUUUUUUUCUUUUCUAUGAUACAUCCAACCCCACUGAUAAUACACAUAUGUGCACAUUUUUUUCCCCCAGUGCAUCUGUAAAUUUUAUUCAUUGUCUGAGAUGAAUUAAAUGCCCACCGAGGUUUGCUGUCAGUAUUUUAAUACCCACACUGGUAGAUAGGCCCAGGGUCUGUCCCACUAAAACCCAUCAUACAACCUUUAUUACCCUGCCUUGGGAUUCCAGCUUAGUGCUUGGAUUUAUUUUCUGAUUACACUACAUAGAAAAGUGGGACAUUUUCCAUCUCAACUCUGGAAAAAUGAAUGAAUAUAAAACAUAAAUGAAGACCAUCUCGAUGGUCUUGACACUAAUUUUUAUGAUGCAGAUUUAUAGAUGGAUUUUUGUAAAGGACUAGCUUUUAAAAGUGUAUGUAACUUGAUGUUUUAUAUCAGCAUAAGUAAAUGAAAAUGAUCAUUAAUAGUCGUAAACAGUUGCCAGAGAUAAUGUGCAAGAAGGAAACAAAACAAAACAAAUGGCUGUUAAGUUGAAAGUGUGGUUUUUGCUACGUAAGAGAUAUUCAGAAUGCUCAACUGAAAAAUGCCUCAACUUUUAAAAGUAAAAGAAACCACCUUGAGUGGCAUCUAGAUUUCUAAUGAAGAGUUACGAUACAGUUUGGAUUCAGUAUCUUGGCCUGGUUUUAAACAAGACUUUGUACCGGAUCUGCCAAAGCAUCUGUCCAGCCUGGUAUCCUGUGAAAGUUUGUUAUUUUCUGGGUAGACAUUCUUAGAGAGUAUUGUCUUUAAAAUCAGAUUGUCUCUUCUAUAUUGAAAGCAUUUUUAUGGUUUCUAAUUUAAAAAUUAAUAUUUUCUUAUAGAUAUUGUGCAAUAAAGCUGAAGUAGGAUGUGUGUGGUUUUUGCAAAUGCUUUAACAGCUGAUAAAAUUUUACAUUUGUAAAAUUAAUAUAUUGUACUGGUACAAAAUAGUUUUAAAUUAUAUUUAAAAAAAAAAAAAAAGCUCCCAAUCUGGUGGUGUGUUUUUUUCUUCAAGCAGAUUGAAGUUAAAUGUACAGUAUAGUUGAUGACUUAUCGAUUAUAUCCUUCAUCCUUAGGUAUAAGAAUUUUGUUGAAGAUGUUUUUAGAAUUGUUAUGUUUGUGAGUGGUUUCAUAAGAAUCUACAGCCCAUCAGUGAAAGGCUGUAAAGAGGAGAAAUAUGUACCACCUCCCUAGAGCCAUCCACUGCAUCUUGCCUACUGCCACCCGUUAAAAAAAAAAAAAAGUCUCCCAGAAGAAGAGUGUUAACUGGUUUUGAAAUCAAAAGAAGGUAUACUUGUUCCAGUCUUUCUACUUUGCCUCUGUGA
Messenger RNA from Loxodonta africana (African savanna elephant), 4732 nucleotides. RefSeq names its product lysine acetyltransferase 2B (gene KAT2B). The transcript is spliced from 18 exons. Lineage: Eukaryota; Metazoa; Chordata; Mammalia; Proboscidea; Elephantidae. Gene Ontology annotation, molecular function: protein binding; histone H3 acetyltransferase activity. Gene Ontology annotation, biological process: chromatin remodeling; positive regulation of transcription by RNA polymerase II. The record is from RefSeq and is a predicted model, not a curated record. Gene Ontology annotation, cellular component: nucleus; ATAC complex. The coding region runs from base 1 to 2496 and encodes 831 amino acids.